Molecule: messenger RNA, 966 nt
Organism: Encephalitozoon cuniculi GB-M1
Lineage: Eukaryota; Fungi; Microsporidia; Unikaryonidae
Exons: 1
Coding region: 1-966 (321 amino acids)
Biological process (GO): mRNA splicing, via spliceosome
Cellular component (GO): U12-type spliceosomal complex; U2-type spliceosomal complex; U2 snRNP
Source: RefSeq, marked provisional
AUGGAGGCAGAGAUCGACGGUGAAUAUGGUUUUGUUCACAGGAUGAAGCCCUACAGAGGCCCUUCAAACAAGAGGCAAAGGAAGAGAAGAGCCUUGCAGCAUAGAUACGAGGAGCUCAAGCUUGUUGUUCCAUACCCGGAGAUCUUUGAGACCGAGGAUGCCACGUGCCCGGAUCCGAUGUCCCACAACCGGAUGAAGGGAUGCAGCGGAGUCCCUGUUCCUAGGCACUGGAGAUCAAGCUCACGAAGAAUGUUUCCACACGGAUACCAUAAGCCUAGGUAUGUGACUCCCCGUCACGUGAUUGGGACCGGCAUUCCUGAGCUAAGAAGGAUGAUGAGGGAAAGAGAGGCUGGGAUGAGCCUUAGGGAAAGAAUAAGAGAAAAGCUGCAUCCAAGGGUUGGGGGUUCCUUGGUAGACCAGCGGAUUCUAUACGAGGCCUUUUUUUCCUUGGGGCCGAGACCGUAUCUCAGUAAGUAUGGUGAAUUCUUUGAGCCUGUGGAUGAUUAUUUUGAGAAGAAAUGCUUUCCAGGAGCAAUAAGUGCCGACCUCAUGGAGGCACUGGGGAUCGACUCCAGCACACCACCUCCAUGGCUCUUUAACAUGCAGAAGCACGGGAUGCCUCCGUCAUAUCCAGACGCAAGGAUCCCCGGGCUGAAUGCACCCAUCCCAGAAGGAUGCUCCUAUGGAUACCAACCUCGGGGGUGGGGAGAGCCUCUAUUUGAGGUUGGCCCUGAAACAGCAGAAAGUGAGGUUCUGCAAAAGGAUGCAGAGGCUAUUUACAACGAUGAGAAUCAGUAUACAAGGCCUGUAUACAUGGAGGACUUUGAGGAGAGGGUUGUAGUAAGCAAUGGCGGAGCUGCUGAAGAGGCACCUGCUGCAGUAGAAGCAGCCCCCAAGGAGGAUGCAAAGGUAACUAAAAGAGGAAAAGCUAAGAGAGAAAAGCUUUAUAAGAGCAUCAAGUUUUGA